GCUGAUUGAACAGAUUAUAAGAACUAUGUUUCACAUCCAAGGACAGCGUAUUUGGAAACUCCUGCUGUGUAUUUUGUUAUUAUUGAUCGUAGGCGUUGUGACGCAGCGCAGCGUCAGCGGCCGAAGUGAUUGUCUUACAAAUGAAUACUGGAGGGACGGGCUCUGCUGUGACAAAUGUGCUCCAGGGUAUAAGUUCAUAAGAAAAUGCUCUAGUGACAUGCCAUCUCAAUGUGAGAAAUGUUCGAAUGGGACAUACCUAGAAAAUAUGAACUACUUCCCAAACUGCUUCAGAUGUGAGAAAUGCACCAAACGAAAUUCGGUGAUGAUUGCACCAUGUACAGCCCAAAAAAACGCAGUUUGUGGAUGUCAGGCUGGAUACCGCAAAAAGUUCUUUGAUAGUAUUACGUGGGAGUGUGUGCCCUUGAAAAGAAAUUUUAUUUUAAAUAAAUGUAGACUUACAAGAGCCAAUAGCAUUUCAAAACAGCGAGACGUGAUAUUGGUAACCCAAGCUUCUUUAAGUUGCGCGUGCCGCUGCUUUCCAAGAACUCUGACCUGUGAAAUCACAUCAUGAGAAUGCCAGUUUGUCCUCAGCGUGACCUUCAACAAGUGACAUAUGUCUGGCCAAAAUGGAGGAGGCGCUAAUUUUGUUUUAUGUUUACUUUUUGUUUCAUUUUGCAACUUCUAUUGUUCACAUAUUGUGUACUAAGGGAAACGUGGUUCGUGGUGUCAUAUCCUGCAUACCCAAAUUGGAGUGUGACCAUAACUUGAGGCUUCUUCCGGUGGAGUUUUUUUGAAUUAGCGCACGGACACUGCAGCAAACAGGAAGAGCUUUACAGCAGACGGAGACGGUGAUAGCGUCUAUUAUUCUCACAAAUCAAUCAUUUUGCCUUGGAAGACUUGGAAUAUUAGUCCUUUUUGAAUAAACAUAGUUGUAUCUGCCUGUUAAAUCGUUUUUUGACAAAUGGUAGGAUUAGGGGAAGGGGUCGGGUUACGUGCUUAUAAAUGUGCAAAUAAUGUAAUAAAUAUAACUGUUGUGACUCUUUACAAUAAGAAGCAAUACCUCAACACAUGCAACAAUGGCAGUAUCAUUACCCAAUAUAAAAAUGAACAUAAUUUUAUAAUGA
Molecule: messenger RNA, 1124 nt
Organism: Puntigrus tetrazona (Sumatra barb)
Lineage: Eukaryota; Metazoa; Chordata; Actinopteri; Cypriniformes; Cyprinidae
Product: tumor necrosis factor receptor superfamily member 22-like
Exons: 4
Coding region: 26-571 (181 amino acids)
Biological process (GO): inflammatory response
Cellular component (GO): mitochondrion; signaling receptor complex; membrane raft
Molecular function (GO): tumor necrosis factor receptor activity; tumor necrosis factor binding
Source: RefSeq, a predicted model, not a curated record